This is a messenger RNA of Arctia plantaginis, 489 nucleotides long. Lineage: Eukaryota; Metazoa; Arthropoda; Insecta; Lepidoptera; Erebidae. The record is from the annotation of a GenBank genome assembly.
AUGGUUGAAGUGACAGUUCGCGCAAUGAAGAGCGCGCUGAGCGGUGCCGUCGACACCAAAAGAUACCCUGCGCAGCACUACACUGCAGCAUUUUCAAGGACACAUCUUUCAGUAGGCUGCAAGCAGCCGGCGUAUUCACACGAUGCUAGUCCCGCUAUGACAACAUCACGCGAACCUCGUUCCAACGACACUGUUGAGUUGUUACCUUUGAAGUCGGCUUUAGUCAACAAUAAUUACAGAGAUGAAGACUCAUAUUACCCGCCGCCGAUUAACAACAACCCUUCAAGCUCAAAUCUCUACGAUUAUACAUUAUUGUCGAAGAGAACGCCGGCCUCAAAAAGACUGCUAUCUCGGAACACGCAGCCGACACCGACACCGCUGUUGACAUUAUGCGGCGCGCCGCCCCCGUCCAGGAAGCGCGAGGAGCUGGCGGCGCUCGCUAAUCUUCGGAAGAAGGUGGCACCAGCCUUGCUACAGAGCGAUAGGUAA